Molecule: messenger RNA, 519 nt
Organism: Leguminivora glycinivorella
Lineage: Eukaryota; Metazoa; Arthropoda; Insecta; Lepidoptera; Tortricidae
Exons: 14
Coding region: 58-516 (152 amino acids)
Source: RefSeq, a predicted model, not a curated record
UCUUAUCCAAGACCUUGCACUGUGAACUGCACAGGACUUAAUUGCGAAAGUGAGUGUAUGGGGUCAGAAUGCACAGCCGAGUGUUAUGGAAAAAUGUGUAAUACUAAGUGUCAUGGAAAAGAAUGCAACUCAACGUGUCUAGACAAUCCGUGUGAAUCCCAGUGUUAUGGAGACAGCUGCAUUUCCAAGACAAAAGGAAAAGUAUUAAAGAUACCACAUUUCAAUCAUCAAGCGUCAGAAUCACAUUGUUACGGAACAGACUGUUAUUCUUUGUGUAACGGCCAGUCUUGCCGAGCCAGGUGCACUGCCGGCGAACGAAAUUGUACAGCUCUGUGUACAGGUUUAUUAUGUGAUGAGGAGAAAUUUGAAGCAGAGCCGUCAGCUAAUGAGACUGAAACGCAGUCAGCAAAUGAGACUGAAACACGAUCAGCAAAUCAGACAGAAAAGCUGUCAGCAUACAGACAGAGAGUAAAACUGGUACAAUUAUGGAAUCAAUUAAAGAAAUAUGUGAUAUGAUGA